AUGGCCUCCUCCUCCAAAACGAUCGCCAUCCUACCCACCCCCAACACGCUCGAGGAGAGCUGGAACCUUCUCAGAGAAGGGACCGAUCAGAUGAUGACCCGUCCGGACGAAGGGAUGACCUAUGCCAAGUAUAUGCAGCUCUACACAAUCAUCUACGACUACUGCACCUCCUCCAAGCUGAACUCAACCGGACCUGAAACCCUUCAAGCGGCCAGCUCACUCAACAGGACUGGAGCUAAUCUCAUGGGAGCCGAUCUUUACAAGUGCUUGCAACAAUACUUCGUGGAACACGUCAAAGGGAUCUGCCAGGCAUCCGUGGAACUCGAGGGCGAGAAAUUUCUGAAGUAUUACACCGAACAAUGGGACCGAUUCACAACAGGGGCCAGCUUCGUCCAUCGCAUGUUCACCUACCUCAACCGACAUUGGAUCAAACGAGAGAAAGACGAGGGACGCAAGAAUGUCCAUUUGGUCUACACGCUCGCAUUGGUCAAUUGGAAAGAGAACUUCUUUGUCGACAUUCAGAAACAGAACAAAUUAACCCUCGCCGUACUGAGCUUGAUCGAAAACCAAAGAAACAGCGAAGCCAUAGAUCCCAAUCUCGUCAAACGCGCGGUUGACUCUUUCGUCUCUCUGGGUUUGGAUGAAAGCGAUUCGAAUCGCCAGAAUCUAGAUGUCUACAAGGAAUCGUUUGAAGGACCUUUCCUAAAAGAAACCGAACGUUACUACCGACUCGAAUCUGAGUCCUUCAUUGCGAAGACAUCUAUCCCCGAAUAUAUGCAAAAGGCUGAGAUGCGAUUGAAAGAAGAAGAGAAUCGCGUAGACAUGUACCUUCAUCUUAGCUCGAGGCGACUGCUUGUCACAACUUGCGAAACCGUAUUGGUCAAGGAACACGCCGAACUCCUACAAGAAGAAUUUUUGAGGCUGCUAGCGAACCAAAAAGAAUCUGAUCUGAGUCGGAUGCACGGUCUGCUGGGACGCAUUCCAGAAGGGCUUGACCCGUUACGCGCCCAAUUCGAACAGGCAACCAAGGCCAGUGGACUAGCAGCGAUCGAAAGCAUUGCAGGAGACAAACCUGAAGCCGUCGAACCCAAGGCUUACGUGGACGCGAUCUUGGGGGUUUACCAAAAAUACUCGGACUUGGUCAAGAAGUCCUUCAGAGGUGAAGCUGGAUUCAACGCGGCACUCGACAAGGCUUGCCGAGAGUUCAUCAACCAGAAUGCCAUCACCGGUAAAUCCAGUCAGAAAUCACCGGAGCUUUUGGCCAAGUACUCUGAUCAACUGUUGAAGAAGACCAAUAAAGUUGGUGAGGAAACCGACUUGAACAUCGCGCUAGUCCAAACCAUGACUGUGUUCAAGUACAUUGAGGCUAAAGAUGUUUUCCAGAAGUUUUACUCGAAGAUGCUCGCCAAAAGAUUGGUAUAUUUCCAAUCCGCAUCAGAUGACGCUGAAGCGAGUAUGAUCAGCCGGUUGAAAGAUCAAUGCGGAUUCGACUAUACAGCCCGGAUGCAGCGGAUGUUUUCAGACAUGGCGCUCUGCAAAGACUUGAACGACCAAUUCAAGGAGCGAAUGUCACAAACGCACGAUGCUUCCGAUCUUUCAGUUGACUUCCACGCACUGGCACUGGCCACGGGUUCAUGGCCGCUCCAAGCGCCGUCGACCGGGCUGACGAUCCCGAUCGAGCUUGCGCCGACGUACGAGCGGUUCUCGCUCUACUACCAGAACAAGCAUUCGGGGCGCAAGCUGAGCUGGUUGUGGCAGCUGUCGAGGAUGGAGCUGAAGACGAACUACACGAAGACGAAGUACACGUUGAUGGUCUCGAGCUACCAGGGGGCGAUUCUCUUGCAGUUCAACGUCGGCGGGGACAGUCUCUCGUACUCGGAGAUCUCUGGUGGGACCGGCUUGGAUGAGGCGACGCUCAAGCCGACCCUGGCUCUACUCGUCAAGCAGAAGGUGCUGACCCAAGAUGAUGAUACGUAUGAUUUGAAUCUGGAGUUCAAGUCCAAGAAGAUCCGAGUCAGUCUCAAUGCGCCCAUCAAGGCCGAACAGAAGGCCGAGUCUGCUGAUGUGAUGAAGACGGUGGAUGAGGAUCGGAGGCUGCUUAUCCAGGCAGUGAUUGUCAGGAUCAUGAAAUCGCGCAAGACGCUGAAGCAUCAGGCGUUGAUCCAAGAAUCGAUUGGCCAACUGGCGUCGCGCUUCAAGCCAGCGGUGGUGGAUAUCAAGAAGGCGAUCGAGACUCUGAUCGAGAAGGAGUACGUCCAGCGCCAAGAAGGCUCGCGUGAUGUGUUUGAAUAUCUAUCCCCCCGCCCCUGGUCAGUCCCACAACACCCAGCCAGCCACAAAAAAACAGCAGCAGCAUUCACCCCCCAUCCAUCCUUCCCCCCUGCCCAGGUCGGCGCCUCGAUCACCGUCCUCGGCACAAGCAUCUACGUCUUCGGCGGCCGCCUCGUCCCCACCCGCCUCAUGAUCGCCGACAUGUACCGCCUCGACCUCCACACCCUCGCCUGGCAGAAGAUCUGGCCCACAGACAGCAAGGGCAAGGCCAAAGCCACCCACCCCGAACCCACCUGGGGCCACAAACUGGUCAUCUUCGGCGGGAUGGGCUAUGCAGCCACCCCCACCCCAUCCAAGCAGCCCGCCGACUCGCCCCCCCCGAACCAUCAUCAGCCCACCGAGUCCGAGCUCGGCCUCUGUGUGCUCGACGACCUCGUCAUCUUCGACUCCAUCUCCCGCACCUGGUCCUUCCCCACCACCACCCCCGCCCCGCAGAUCGCCAUGCCCAGCCCGCGCUACGCCCAUCUCAGCUGUCUGACCAGCGAGACCGGCUACGAUCAUCCCCCGCCCGACGAUCCCGAGCAGGAGGAGAGCAGCCGCAGCCACCACUACAUCGAAAUCCCCGGCCUCACCACCCCGCCGAUCAAGAUCCUCAAGCCCAACAGGCGCCGGAGGCGGAACCUGCUCACCCUCCUCGGCGGACAGGACAUCUCGAACCGAUACAUCGGCGAAAUCAACGUCCUCGACCUCGACUCCAUGCAGUGGGUCGAAGGCCGCAGGUGGGAGAGACACUGCGGCACCUACCGAAGCGUGGCCUGCACCGCCCAGCUCACCGUCAGGCAGGGCGACCGGCUCGACGGAAGCGACAACCCUGACCACGACGAAGACUCUCUGCGCAGGCUGAGCUGGAGCGAGAAGCCGUCGGUCGAACGGCCAGAGCCCGUGUAUCUGUACUCAAACUUCAACUUCAACGACGUCCGACGAGAUCUCGAACUGAUCUCUUAUCCGACUACUCCCCCCCCACUACCUGCCACACCUUCCUCAACCGGCCAUUUCACAACCAUCCACCCCCUCUCCCAUACGAUGACAGGCGUCUUGCCAAGCGGCUUGAGAUUUCCCACCGGCGCCAUGGUCGGCAAUCACAUGAUCAUCUCUGGCACCUCGCUCAACCAGGAAAAACUGAGAGAUCAAACCGACUGCUUUGCCAUCUGGGCUCUCGACCUCUCCCAAGCCAAUCACAAGCACGUCCCCAUCAAGGUGCCCCACGGCCAACGUCCGGAUAUCUCAACCUACAACAAUACCCAGUUCGGGGCCGGCAAAGUGGUCUGGCAGAGGAUAGACCCAGGCCGGAUCAUGAUGAGCGGCAGUUGGAACCGAGCGGUCGGCUGGGGAAAUUGCUUGGUGAUCUUGGGCAACAAGGACCGGGAUAUCGUCGACGAUUACCAUCAUCGGCAGAUCAACUUUGUCGACUUGGCCUUCAUCGAUCUCGAGCCGUUUGCCAUCUACCAGCCACCCUUCUCAAACCAGAGCUACGUCCCUCAAGGAUUCAGCAGGGAAACAAGCCUGAAAUCUGCCCGUCUAGGGCUUUCCUUGCUAUCGAACGUCCAUCUAUCCGAUUUCGAGAUCGUUUGUGUCGACGGAACGGUGAUCCCACUCAACAAGCGCAUGUUAGAAGAUCGAUGGCCGUGGUUCAGGGAGCGACUCAACGAAUUCAAGCUCAAAGCAACCAAAGUCAACGUGGCCUAUCAGAAACACAUGCAGCAACACUGCCAGUCAAAGUUAAUCGAAGCCACCCAUUCUAGUGGCCAAUCCGCAGGGGAUCGGUCGAGUGGGCUGAAUCCGGCCAACGGGAGUUCUACCACCAACUCUUCAUCCAGAGAGCUCAACCAAAGUCCUUCCUCCCAGUCUUCAACCCCUACCGAAACCUCAGGCAGCGAGCAUUCCAAAGCGCGUGCAGGCUCGCUCGACUCCACCUCGUCCAACACGACUGCGCAGCUCUCGAUCCAGCCGGCAGCACUGGCAAGCAAGAUACCGGAGAUGAGCCUACCGGAGUCGUAUCAAGUGACCGCCCGAAGCCUAUAUCUGCCCCAUCCAUCCGUCGUCGUCCAAGCGCUUGUCGAGUAUCUCUUCACCACAGACCUCGUCACGCCCUUGCACCAAACCCCGGCCGUGCUCUGCUCGCUCCUCAUCCUCGCGACCACCUACAAACUCGAGCAUCUCCGGAUGCUUACCGUCCACGGCCUGCACCGAUUUCUCAGCCCCUCCACCUCCAAGUCCCUCUCCCAAUUCGGCGGCCCCGGUAAUGUCGCCGCCUUGAUCUAUGAGGCCGCCACGUUGAGCGGCUGUAUGGCGCUUCAGAUCAGAAGCUUGAAGGCCAUCAUCGCUGCUCAAUCUAAACAGCAGUCCAGCUCAAGCAGUACAGGAGUAGGAGCAGUACCGACGAACAGCAGUCGGACGGUGAUGGGAGGGACAGGCGUCGGCCUAGGUCCGGUGUCUUCAGCGCUGUCGACGGUGACGACGACGAGCAACACCACCGCCUCCUCCACAUCCUCCUCCUCCUCGUCUCUGCCUGCCGCCGGGACGACCCGAUGGCCCGGCGCUGCCCCCCCGUCGUCCACGACCACCGCUCCUGGCCUCUCCAACCCGAAUCCUGUCGGCAACCAUCCCUCGCAUCCCUCCCCGCUUGCUAAUACUAACCAGCCGUAUCCAUCGCCCAAAGGCCGCUCUGGCUGGACCCAUCGAUAA
Messenger RNA from Puccinia triticina, 5016 nucleotides. RefSeq lists its product as uncharacterized. Gene Ontology annotation, cellular component: SCF ubiquitin ligase complex. The record is from RefSeq and is a predicted model, not a curated record. The transcript is spliced from 17 exons. Lineage: Eukaryota; Fungi; Basidiomycota; Pucciniomycetes; Pucciniales; Pucciniaceae. Gene Ontology annotation, molecular function: ubiquitin protein ligase binding. The coding region runs from base 1 to 5016 and encodes 1671 amino acids. Gene Ontology annotation, biological process: SCF-dependent proteasomal ubiquitin-dependent protein catabolic process; protein ubiquitination.